AUGGGAUCUAAGACUUCUUUGAAUACCAAGAGGCUUUCUGCAAUGUUGGGAUCAUUUCAAGAUCUUGGAGGUACAGAUAGUUUGAUGGGGUUGCCAGAUCCAAGUGGAUUGGUAUCUGGCAAACCCGAAGAUGAGAACAAGUCUGGUUUAAAGGCCCCAUCUGCACAUUUCAGAUCUUCAGAAACAAUGUACUCGGUCGGAAAUAUGUCUGGCUACUCUAAUUAUUCAGGAGUGAUUCAAGAAGGAAUUGAAGUUUCAUAUGUGGUGAAUAAACAAGAAACUCCUCGUUUACCUGGAUUGCCAGGAACAAAAACUCCUGUUGUAAUAACUACAAUUCAAACAGAUUCUGUUAAUACUGAAACAAUAAAUAAUGAUAAUAAUGAAAAUAACGAAAACGCAAAUGAAAAGGAGGGAAAGGAGGACGAAGAGGGAAAAGACAAAAAACUAAUCGAAAUUGAGGACCCAAAGUUUGAUUAUCCAGAAGUCAACAGAUCUAAUUCAAAGUCAUCUGUACGCUCUAAUCCUCUACCUGUUAGAAACAUCAACGAAUCGCCAAAGAGACGAUUUAAUUCACUAAGGGCUUCUCCUUCUAUUAAAACAAAAAAUGGAUUCACAAAAAUAAUACAGAAUGAAGAGGAGACUGGAUUAGGUGAUGAUCAAGUUACUAGUCAAAAUCCUAUAAUAUCUGUAAGUCAUCAUAACGAGAGUACGCCGACUUUAAAUACAAGCCAAGCGGAAUUUGAUGGUGAUUCAAUAUCAGUGACUUCUAGUUUUGUACAAGAAUUACCAACUACUGUUGGGAGAGUAAAUUCGGGAAAAGAACCUGUUCGUUCAGAGACUACUGCUUUCAAUCCACCAAUUCCACCUAGAAAUUCUAAUAGACCAAGAUCAAGAAUCUUUAUCCCAGAGAAAGUUGAUGAAGAAGAGCCUAUUAACGAGAAUAUUUCAUCCACCAACCUUACGCCCCCACAUGACGAUGCAUCCAAAAGAAUAAGUUCAGUUUCAACAGAGGAUAUUGAUUAUGGGAAUAGACCAUUACCUAACACCCCUCUUCAAUCAACCCCAGAUAUCAUCCAUGAAACAGAUAAACAAAUUCAAGUCAAUGGCCAUAUUGAAGAGAUAAAACCCAAGAAUCAUCCACUAGUUGGUAAAGGCAUUGGAGAUUUUGAUAUAGAUGCACUAAUUUCAGUACUACAGAUGACAGAAGGAAGUUCUGGAUCCGAAUUUGAAAACUUAGGUAUGAAAGUCGAAGGUAAAAAAGCAUUAGAGGGAUUAGUAGAUUCAUUAUCAAAAUUAGUUGCAGAUAUGGCACUUGAUCCUGAACAUCAUGAAGAAGGAUUGAAAAGGUUGAAAAAGGCAACAUUAGAAUUAAAGGGGUUUUAA
This is a messenger RNA of Vanderwaltozyma polyspora DSM 70294, 1383 nucleotides long. RefSeq lists its product as uncharacterized. Bases 1 to 1383 code for a protein of 460 amino acids. The transcript has a single exon. NCBI's taxonomy places the organism in Eukaryota, Fungi, Ascomycota, Saccharomycetes, Saccharomycetales, Saccharomycetaceae. The record is from RefSeq and is a predicted model, not a curated record.